CGAUUCAGUCCUCCCUUCUUCUUCCUCACCCAUUUCUCAAUCCACUCUCUUCUCAGAUUCCGACAAUCUCCCCAAUCCAUGGCGGUCACCAACGGAUCCAGCACCAAUGGCCUCAUCGUCAGUUUCGGCGAGAUGCUGAUCGACUUCGUCCCCACCGCCUCCGGCGUCUCUCUCGCCGAGGCGCCUGGUUUUCUCAAGGCUCCCGGCGGCGCUCCGGCCAACGUCGCCAUCGCCGUCGCCAGGCUCGGCGGAAAAUCCGCGUUCAUCGGAAAACUCGGUGACGACGAGUUCGGCCGCAUGCUCGCCGGGAUCUUAACGGAGAACGGCGUCUCCGCCGACGGCGUUAACUUCGAUAAAGGCGCCCGGACGGCGCUCGCGUUCGUGACCCUACGCGCCGACGGCGAGCGUGAGUUCAUGUUCUACCGCAACCCCAGCGCCGACAUGCUCCUCACCCCCGACGAGCUCAACCUCGAACUCAUCAGAUCUGCGAAAGUGUUCCAUUACGGAUCGAUAAGUUUGAUAGUGGAGCCGUGUAGAUCGGCCCACUUGAAGGCGAUGGAAGUGGCGAAGGAAGCCGGGGCGUUGCUGUCGUAUGACCCCAACCUGCGGCUUCCUCUCUGGCCGUCAGCCGAGUACGCCAAGGAGCAAAUCAUGAGCAUAUGGGAAAAGGCUGAUGUCAUAAAGGUGAGCGACGAAGAGUUGGUAUUCCUGACGGGAAGCAGCAAGGUCGAUGACGAGGAUGCUAUGUCCUUGUGGCACGACAAGCUGAAGCUCUUAUUGGUCACUCUCGGAGCAAAGGGCUGCCGGUAUUAUACUAAGCACUUCCGUGGAACGGUGGGUGGCUAUCAUGUCGAAACGGUUGAUACAACUGGCGCCGGCGACUCUUUUGUCGGCGCUCUUCUUGGAAAGAUCGUCGACGACCAUUCCAUCCUCGAGGACGAGGCCCGGUUGAAGGCGGUGUUGGAAUAUGCGUGCGCGUGCGGAGCCAUAACGACGACGAAGAAAGGGGCGAUCCCGGCCCUCCCGACGCACUCCCAAGUCGCGGCCCUUCUCGACGCCCCGAAAUGAACAUUUAUCAUAUAUACAUACCUUAAUUUUUCUUUGCUUUGUUUGAUAAUUUCGAAGGUUUUGACGUUGAGGUGCAUAUUUAUGUGCACUUUUGUUGCCCGAAGAUCUUAUUUUCUAUAAGUUGGGUUGGGUUGGGUUGGGAGUAAUAAAUCAAUCAAAGAUGAACUUGCCUCUCUAUUUGGGCAUAUA
This is a messenger RNA of Andrographis paniculata, 1257 nucleotides long. Its product is annotated as fructokinase-2-like. The record is from RefSeq and is a predicted model, not a curated record. The transcript is spliced from 4 exons. Gene Ontology annotation, cellular component: cytosol. Gene Ontology annotation, biological process: fructose metabolic process. Lineage: Eukaryota; Viridiplantae; Streptophyta; Magnoliopsida; Lamiales; Acanthaceae. Bases 79 to 1068 code for a protein of 329 amino acids. Gene Ontology annotation, molecular function: fructokinase activity.